Molecule: messenger RNA, 1674 nt
Organism: Salarias fasciatus (jewelled blenny)
Lineage: Eukaryota; Metazoa; Chordata; Actinopteri; Blenniiformes; Blenniidae
Product: bile salt-activated lipase-like
Exons: 11
Coding region: 1-1674 (557 amino acids)
Source: RefSeq, a predicted model, not a curated record
AUGGCGAAGCUGGAGAUUUUGGUUGCUAUUGCUGUUGCUGUUUUCCUGGAGACGGUCUCUGCGACCUCUCUCGGGGUGGUGACCACAGAGGGAGGGAUGGUGCAGGGCGAGAACCUUCGUCUUGGGUUCCGUCGUCACAUGGAUCGCUUCAGGGGGAUUCCCUUUGCUGACAUUCCCGUGAGAUUCCAGAAACCUCAGAGUCACCCUGGCUGGGAAGGUAUUUUGAAGACUACAGAGUACAGGAAGAGAUGCCUUCAGUUGAACCCUCUCCAGACGGACACCAUGGGCAGUGAAGACUGUCUCUACCUCAACAUCUGGGUUCCUCAUGGCAGUUCAGUGUCCACCAAUCUGCCCGUCAUGGUCUGGAUCUAUGGAGGCGGCUUCCUGGUUGGAGGCUCAAUGGGUGCCAACUUCUGGGAUAACUAUCUAUAUGACGGGCAGGAGAUUGCAGACAGAGGAGACGUUAUCGUGGUGACACUGGGCUACCGUGUGGGACCUAUGGGCUUCCUGAGUACAGGAGACUCUGACAUGCCCGGAAAUUAUGGUCUGUGGGACCAGCAAGCUGCCAUUGCCUGGGUUCACAGGAACAUCCGUGCAUUUGGAGGAAAUCCUGACAACAUCACCAUCUUCGGAGAGUCUGCAGGUGGAGCGAGUGUUAGCUUCCAGACUCUCACCCCUCAUAACAAAGGAAUAAUCAAGAGAGCCAUCUCCCAGAGUGGUGUCGCCCUCUGUCCGUGGGCAGUCAACAAAAACCCCCGCAAGUAUGCAGAGGAGGUUGCUCUCAAGGUCAACUGCCCCACCGAUAGCAGAAUGGCAUCCUGUUUGAAGAUGACUGAUCCAGUGAUCCUGACAAUGGCAACCACUGUCAAAUUGUUUGGUUCCCCAGAUCAUCCCAUUGUGAACAACUUGGCCCUGGCUGCCACCGUCGAUGGCGACUUCCUGCCAGAUGAGCCUCAGAACUUGUUCCACAACGCGGCGGAGAUCGACUACAUCGCUGGAGCCAACGACAUGGACGGACAUCUUUUCACUAGCUUAGAUGUUCCCUCUGUCAACUCUCAGCUGUUGGACACUGACCCUGAGGACGUGAAGAGACUGUUGGCUUCCUACACAAAGGAAAAGGGCAGUGCUGGUGUCGCUGAGGCGUACUCUACCUACACUUCAUACUGGGGAAACAAACCCAGCAGGGAGACCAUCAAGAAAACUGUUGUGGCCAUUGGAACAGACUACAUCUUUCUGGUUCCUACUCAGACUGCUCUUUAUCUUCACGCUGCAGCAGCCACAACUGGACGCACAUACUCAUAUCUCUUUUCUGAGCCCAACCGUAUGGGUGGUCUUCUCACGCCUUAUCCCAGCUGGAUGGGAGCCGAUCACACUGAUGACUUGCAGUAUGUGUUCGGAAAGCCUUUCUCCACACCACUGGGAUACUGGCCUAGCCAUCGCGACAUCUCAGGCUACAUGAUCGCCUACUGGACCAACUUUGCCAAAACUGGGGACCCCAACAGUGGAGACCUGAAAGUGCCUGUCGCUUGGCCCAAAUUCAACAACAAUACACACCAGUUUCUGGAACUCAAUCAUAAUACAGACAUAAACUCUGUCAGGCAGCAGCAGAGGCUGCGUUACGUACAUUUCUGGACCAGUGUGCUUCAAAGCCUGCCCUCCCUCAUCUCAGAAUAA